AUGACCAGCGCGUCUAGUCUUCCAGCCGAGUCAUGUCACUAUCACGUCGCCCCGGACUUAGUGAACCUUGGGCCUGGUGAAACUGGACCUAGUGAUCCUGGACCUACUGAACCUGGACCUAGUGAACUUGUACCUAGUGAACCUGGACCUAGUGAACCUGGACCUAGUGAACUUGUACCUAUGAACUGGGGCCCAGUGAACCUUGGGCCUAGUGAAUUUUGGUCUAGCAACCUUGGUCCAGUAACCUUGGUCCUAAACCUGGACCUAGUGAACCUGGACCUAGUGAACCUUGGACCUGGUGUACCCGGAACUAGUGAGACUGGACCUAGUGAGCCUGGACCUAGUAAACCUGUACCUGGUGAACCUGGGCCUAGUGAACCUGAACCUAGUGAACCUGUACCUGGUGACCCCUGGACCUAG
Molecule: messenger RNA, 420 nt
Organism: Homarus americanus (American lobster)
Lineage: Eukaryota; Metazoa; Arthropoda; Malacostraca; Decapoda; Nephropidae
Product: spidroin-2-like
Exons: 2
Coding region: 1-420 (139 amino acids)
Source: RefSeq, a predicted model, not a curated record